AUGGCGUGUAUGAAGAUUGGGUCCAAAUCUAAAGCGUUUCACCAUGAUGGCCAAACUUGGCAAUGCACAACUGGGCUUCCAAGUGAUGUUACCAUUGAGUUUCCUUUGCUGUCAAGAAGUGGGCUACUGGAAAAGCUUAUUGGAGAAUUUGCCGGUGAUGAUGGAUCAGUUUGCAUUUUGCGACUUGAUGACAUACCUGGUGGAGCCAAAGCAUUUGAGCUCAUAGCCAAAUUCUGCUACGGUGUUAAAAUAGAACUCACCGCUUUAAAUGUGGUCAGCCUUAGAUGUGCAGCGGAGUACCUUCACAUGAGUGAAGAUCAUGGAGAGGAAAAUCUCACUGCACAAACAGAGGCCUUCCUCAAUGAAGUUUUUGGCAAUUGGUCAGACACAGUAAAGGCUCUGAAAACUUGCGAAGAAGUUCUAUCUUAUGCAGAGGAGCUUCACAUUAUCUCAAGAUGCAUCAACUCCUUGGCAAUGAAAGCUUGUUCCGAUCCAACCUUAUUUAAUUGGCCUGUGUCAGAGUGCAAUAACACUGAGAAUAAAUCCGGCAACCUCUUAUGGAAUGGAAUAUCUGCUUCAACAAAGCCACCUCCCAUUGGUGAUGACUGGUGGUAUGAGGAUGUGUCUUUCCUUGGUUUACCUCUCUACAGACGGCUUAUCCACGCUGUGGAACCAGGAGGCAUGAAGCCUGAGAAUGUUGCUGGAUCCCUCAUGUUUUAUGCUAAGAAAUAUAUUCCAUUGAUGAAUAGGCAACCAACUGCCCAGGAUACAAACCAAGUUAAACCUGGCUCAACUCUGUCCAACCCUUCCGAGGCAGAACAGAGGGCUCUCCUUGAAGAGAUUGUUGAGUUGCUUCCCAAUCAGAGAGAAGUUACACCAACUAAGUUUCUACUCAGGCUGCUCCGCACUGCUAUGAUCUUACAGGCAAGUCCAUCAUGCAGAGAAAACUUGGAGAAAAGGGUGGGGGAACAAUUAGAUCAAGCUGCAUUGGAAGAUCUACUGAUACCAAAUAUGGGCUACUCGGUGGAAACCUUAUAUGAUAUAGACUGCUUUCAGAGGAUUCUUGAUCAUUUUGUAUCAAUGGACCAGCCCAUGGCUGCAGCUUCUCCAUGUAUAGUUGACGAAGGGCAGUUGAUAGAAGGGGCCCAUUCGCUGGCAUCAGUAACAAUGGUGGCAAAUCUGGUGGAUGCAUAUCUUGCUGAAGUGGCACUGGAUGUUAAUUUGAAGUUCCCAAAAUUCCAGUCACUUGGGGCUGCCAUCCCUGAUUAUGCCAGGACAGGUUCUGAUGGCAUUUACCGCGCAAUUGAUAUAUUUCUGAAGGCACAUCCUUGGCUCACAGACUCUGAGCGAGAGCAAAUUUGCAGACUCAUGGACUGCCAGAAGCUUUCAUUAGAAGCCAGCACACAUGCAGCCCAGAAUGAGAGGCUACCUCUCAGAGUGAUUGUGCAAGUCCUAUUCUUUGAGCAACUUCGCUUGCGUACAUCAGUUUCUAGUUGGUUUUUUGUCCAUGACAAUCUUGAGAACUCGGAAAAUCCCAAUGUGGUUCUCGCACUCUCCAAAAAUGAUGCUUCCCACCACGAGGAUGUUGUACAAGAUAGAGGAUCUGGUAUGGAAGUUAUGAAGGAGCGUGUUUCCGAGCUUGAAAAAGAGUGCCAGAGCAUGAAACAGGAGAUUCAUAAGCUGGUGAAAACCAGGAGAAGUUGGAACAUAUUUUGCAGAAGAAAGUCACAGCACUGUCGAUCUUUAGAAUCAAAACCCUGCAAAAUAACUGCCCCACUGUCCUCUGUUAAUGAGCGACGAAAUCAUCAAAAUGGUGAGUUGGGCAAUUGA
Messenger RNA from Ilex paraguariensis (yerba mate), 1830 nucleotides. The record is from the annotation of a GenBank genome assembly. Lineage: Eukaryota; Viridiplantae; Streptophyta; Magnoliopsida; Aquifoliales; Aquifoliaceae.